UUUCUCCUCUGUUGUACUCACUCCCACUAGCCACCAGUUCGCCCUAAGACCAAAAGUUCCAUCCCAAAUAAAAGUAGGACAUGUGCUUCUUGUUCUUUGGUUGUUUAUUUUGUCGGUGAAGAGAAACAUGAAUGAAGAGAUGAAUGGCGUGGAAGCUCAUACUAGCAGUCCUCGUCACUUAGAGAAUAUUAAUGGAGAAGAGAAAAUAGAGUAUGUGUUCAAGAUAGUGGUGAUCGGUGACUCCGCAGUGGGGAAGACUCAGUUGCUGUCAAGGUUUGCAAAGAAUGAGUUCUGUUUUGACUCCAAGUCCACAAUUGGUGUCGAUUUCCAGACCAGGACUGUCACCAUUAAAGGCAAAGUCAUCAAGGCCCAGAUCUGGGAUACUGCAGGCCAAGAAAGGUACCGAGCAGUUACCAGUGCAUAUUACAGAGGUGCGCUGGGGGCCAUAAUUGUCUACGACAUCACCAAGAGACCUUCCUUUGAUCACGUCGCGAGGUGGGUCGAGGAGCUCCGGGCCAACGCAGACAAUUCAAUAGUGAUGGCGAUGACUGGAAACAAAGCCGAUCUUGUGGACGAACGGGCGGUCCCAACAGAAGACGCUGUUGAGUUCGCGGACGAUCAGGGCCUCUUCUUCUUUGAAACAUCAGCUUUUAGUGGUGCAAAUGUGGACAUUGCAUUCUUUAAGCUGCUUGAAGAAAUUUACAGUGUCACUUCUAAGAAGUCAUUGGAAGCCAGCAAUGGAAUACCAAAUGGAAGUACUGAUCAUGCCUCCUCGUCGCUUAAAGGCUCGAAGAUCGAUGUUAUUUCAGGGGCCGAUCUGGAGAUUAGCGAGAUCAAGAAAUUAUCUGCCUGUUCUUGUUGAUGUUGGCAUUUCAAAUUAACGUUAUGACGAUUGAGAGUUGUUGUUAUGGAAUCAAAUUUUAUGUUAAGUUGAUAUGGGUUGCAUUAUGCAUA
Molecule: messenger RNA, 954 nt
Organism: Tripterygium wilfordii
Lineage: Eukaryota; Viridiplantae; Streptophyta; Magnoliopsida; Celastrales; Celastraceae
Product: ras-related protein RABA3-like
Exons: 2
Coding region: 128-862 (244 amino acids)
Cellular component (GO): endosome
Molecular function (GO): GTPase activity; GTP binding
Source: RefSeq, a predicted model, not a curated record